Enhydra lutris kenyoni (northern sea otter) is the source of this 3199-nucleotide messenger RNA. Its product is annotated as TSPY like 1. The transcript has a single exon. Gene Ontology annotation, cellular component: nucleus; chromatin. The record is from RefSeq and is a predicted model, not a curated record. The coding region runs from base 1 to 1296 and encodes 431 amino acids. Gene Ontology annotation, biological process: nucleosome assembly. Gene Ontology annotation, molecular function: histone binding; chromatin binding. Lineage: Eukaryota; Metazoa; Chordata; Mammalia; Carnivora; Mustelidae.
AUGAGCGUCCUGGCUGGGGUUGAGAGGUCCCCUUCCCCCCAAGCCCGAGGUCUCACGACUCCCGGCGAUGUCCCAGGAGACCCGGACCCACGCCACAGCCUGAAGCUCCGUGAGGAAACCGAGGCAUCACAGGUGAUGGCGGAGCCGGGUGCGGGAAGCUUGAACGCGGUGGCGCUCCCACCGCCUCAGCUGCCAGAGGGGCGGGGAGCCUUCCACGUCCCCGCGGGCUGUGACCACCCAGCCCCGAUCCGAGGCGGUGGGGAUUGCGGUUUCGAGGCGACCGAAGCGGGGCAGGCGGAGGCUCCGCCUCUCGCGGAAGGCCUGGAAGCUGUGCCGGUGUCCGUGGCAACGGACAACAGCCUGAAAAAUGGCUGUCAGAGCGGAGAUCCGCGCGGCCCCGGUGGGGAGAAGCCAGAGAGCUCCGGGUUUGAGGUGUUGGCAGCGGUGAAGUCCGAGGAGGUGGAGACCGAGAAGUGCACCGUUUCCUCGGUAGCAGUGGAUGAGGAGGUGGUGGAGAAGGAAAAAGUGAAGGAGGAGGAGGAGGUGGAACAAAAGAUGGAGGUGGAGAAGCAAGUAGGUGAAGAAAGAGAAAUGAUGGAGGAAAACAGAGUGGGGGACGAGGAGAAGGAAGAAGCAGGGCCCCGACCCUUGAAUAUGGAUCUCCGCAUGAACCCCCUGGAAGCCAUCCAGAUGGAACUGGACACUGUGAAUGCUCAGGCCGACAGGGCCUUUCAGCAACUGGAGCAUAAAUUUGGGCGGAUGCGUCGGCACUACCUGGAGAGGAGAAACUACAUCAUUCAGAAUAUCCCGGGCUUCUGGGUCACUGCCUUCCGGAACCACCCCCAGUUGUCCCCCAUGAUUAGGGGCCAAGAUGCAGAGAUGCUAAGAUACAUAACCAAUUUGGAGGUCAAGGAGCUCAGACACCCUAGAACUGGCUGCAAAUUCAAGUUCUUCUUUCGAAGAAACCCUUACUUCAGAAACAAGCUUAUUGUCAAAGAAUACGAGGUCAGAGCCUCCGGCCGAGUGGUGUCUCUUUCUACUCCCAUCAUAUGGCGCCAGGGCCAUGAACCUCAGUCCUUCAUUCGCCGGAACCAAGAUGUCGUCUGCAAUUUCUUCACCUGGUUUUCAGACCACAGCCUUCCAGAGUCCGACAAGAUUGCUGAGAUUAUCAAAGAAGAUUUGUGGCCCAAUCCACUGCAGUAUUACCUGUUGCGUGAAGGAGUCCGCAGAGCCAGACGUCGCCCAAUAAGAGAGCCAGUGGAGAUCCCCAGGCCCUUUGGAUUCCAGUCUGGUUAAUCUCUGCCUUUGGAAAUACUGCACAAGGUCCCCUACCACCUCUUGCUGGACCUGUGCUCGGACAACAGAAAUGGGUAUGCCUUUUUUCCCCCCUGACGUUUCUACAGCCUUUUUCCUCUGGACAUUGUUUUCUCGACCUCAAGACUGAGACUUUGAAGGCCAUGGUCCUCCAUUUCCAUAUGGCCUUCAUGCCAUUCUUCAUUACUGUCACAUGCUGCAUGGUCAUGAUUCACAUUACUCCUAGGCCAAGCACAUGAUGCUGUAAAUUGCAUUACCUUUAUCUGCACUGCAUGGACCCUGUUUGUUCCCAGGGCCUUUGGUCUGGCUCUUAGCACCUGGAAUUCUAGCUUUGCCUAGAAGCUCAUUCUACCCACUUUGCUCUUUAGUACAGGCAUGUAGCCUGUAGACAAUUGUGGGACAGAGAGAGCAGCAGCGUGCCACUUAGUCUAUGUGAUUUAUGUAAUUCCAUUGCUCUUCUUGCACCUCUGGUCACUUCCUACUCCCUACUACUGGCCGUGCCUACCCACCUUGGGCCCCUGCCUACCUUGCAGAUAAUUGUUGGCCCCACUGUCUGGUUUCUGGUAGACAAGAAUCUCUAGAACUGCCGGGGGACCCAGGUUUCCUGCCAGCAUACAAACACCCUUCUCUUCCUCCCCCCAAAAGAUCUAGAUUUCCUCACCUCCCCUUCCCUCCAUCUUCGUGAUCCAGAACACUACUAACUGUCAAGCUAGUGAUCAAAAUGACAUGUUAAACCUUAUUCUUAUGGCAAGAGUAAGGAUGGUGUCCAUUCUAAUUACCAGGCUUUCUCGGCCUCAACUAGUAAAUUCACAUGAAACUUAGGUAUACCUCUUGUGCCUCCUCUCCUUAACCCUGAACGCUAUUAAAUGCCAGGGUGGCAGUACAAUUUCUCUCUGUCUCCUGUCUCUUAAAGAAGAAAAAAAAAAAAAAAAAAUAGCUCAAAAGCGUCUGCAGAAGCAGGCCUUUUAGUUUAAUUUGGUUUUAGCUCUUCAUUAUUUUCAGGGAUAGGUUGUCCUGUAAAAUAGACUGCUGGAGCUCUUUCCCUCUGCUCUCUUCCCCACUCUCCACUCCUUUAGCAACACCUAGAGGAUUUAAAGGGAGACAGAUCUAGAUUAAAUGAAAAAUUAUAUCUAGUUUAUAGUGGAUGGAAGAACCCGAGAUUUUGAUGGGUUCCCUAAGCGGGGAAAACUGAGCAGAUGACCACAGGCAAAAAAUGAGCAAGAUAAAAAUUGGGCUAAGAGUGGCUGACAGAGCCUUCAAGGAAGAGGUUUUCUCUUUCAGUGGUAAUGGGAGGAGAAAUACUUUUUCUCGGGAUUUCCAUGGGUGAAUUGAGAGGGAUUGGAGUGUGAAGUGUACUUCUAGAGAAGAGAAAGGAAACAAAGCAACUUCUGGAGCUUUCUCUUGUUUUCAUUUGAUUUAAUUUAUGCAAAAGAUUAAUACUGUGUUUUUUGUUUUUCUAGUGUUUAGUAAAAUAAUUACUGAGAAAAUUGAGUUGUAUAGGUUUUCUUUUUGCUUUCAAUUGGGAAUAUUUGGAAAAUAUAACUAUUUUACUUUCCUGUAAGAUACAGAGACUUAAAUGAAUAUGAGAGUUUUCGACUUCUUACUUCUGUUAAAACUGUAUCCUUAGACAUAGAAUUUGAGUAAUUUGAUUUGGUCAGAUUCUGAAGACUGGAGAUUGUUGUCUUCAUGGAAGAAUAACCUACAAAAGAUGUUUGGUUUGAUUGUCUUGCUUGAUAAUUUAUCCUGGUUACAACUUAGAAAUUGAUGCAUCUUUUUUCCUAAAUAUAAAUACUUGUGAGAUUGCUCUGUUCAAAUUGAAAAUGUACCAUUGGCAUAUUUGUUUUUCCUUGGAUGCGUCAUAGUAAAAUAAAAGCAUGUUAAGCUG